GGGGCCUCGCCGCGCUCAUAUUACGGGCCGGCCGCUCGGAGUGCCACUCAGCAAGUAUGGCCGGAGACAGCGAGACGCAUUUGAAGGACCGCGGCGACAACACCAGCGUGGUUCGACAGCCUUUCCUCAUCGGCGUCUCCGGGGGCACCGCCAGCGGCAAGUCGUCGGUAUGUGAGAAAAUCAUGGAGCUGCUGGGGCAGGACAAGAUAGACCACCACCAGAGGCAGGUGGCGAUCCUCAGCCAGGACAGCUUCUACAAGGUGCUGACCCCAGAGCAGAAGGCCAAGGCUUCAAAGGGACAGUUCAACUUUGAUCAUCCAGAUGCCUUUGACAAUGAGCUAAUCAUGCAGACACUCAAGGACAUCCUGCAGGGCAAGACUGUCCAGAUCCCUCUAUAUGACUUUGUUACUCAUUCCAGGAAAGAGGAGUUUAUCACGGUGUAUCCGGCGGAUGUGGUCCUGUUCGAGGGGAUCCUCAUGUUCUACUCGCAGGAGAUUAGAGAUCUGUUCCAGAUGAAGCUGUUUGUUGACACAGAUCCAGACACACGCCUCUCCCGCAGAGUUUUGAGAGACAUCAGUGAGCGUGGACGAGAGCUGGAGCAAGUGCUAGCUCAGUACAUUACUUUUGUGAAACCGGCCUUUGAGGAGUUCUGUUUACCAACAAAGAAGUAUGCAGAUGUGAUUAUUCCACGUGGAGCAGAUAACCUUGUGGCGAUCAACUUGAUAGUACAGCACAUCCAGGACAUUCUGAACGGCGGGCUGAACAAGCGUCACAAUGGCUGCCUGAACGGCCACAGUACCCCACGUCAGCGGAGGACCUCCGAGUCCAGCAGCCGGCCUCAUUGACCUCGCCACACCCCUCUCACAGUGCUGAGAGGGGUGUGGGGGGUUGUGCUGUAAAUAAUGCCUGUUGAAAUCACUGUAUUUAAGAAAAGUGGGAAGGAAAAAAAAACAAUGUAAAGAAUUGAAAUGCCUUUUAUUAUACGAUGACUACUCUCGUUCUUAGUUCCUUUUUGCCGUAAUUGUUGGACGUAGGAUGCAGAUUUUUGUCAGGAGGGUAAAAGAGAAGCUCUUCUCGAUAUGAGACCAUGGGUUUUACAUUGACCCUUUCAUUUUUCUCCCAUAUUGCAUUAUGUUUUUUUUUAUGUAUCCCCUGCUGCUCCAUGGAAAUUCAUGCCGAUAAUGAAUAAAAAAGGGGGAAACCUUUU
This is a messenger RNA of Platichthys flesus (European flounder), 1207 nucleotides long. RefSeq names its product uridine-cytidine kinase 2b (gene uck2b). Lineage: Eukaryota; Metazoa; Chordata; Actinopteri; Pleuronectiformes; Pleuronectidae. Gene Ontology annotation, molecular function: kinase activity; ATP binding. Bases 57 to 845 code for a protein of 262 amino acids. The transcript is spliced from 7 exons. Gene Ontology annotation, cellular component: cytosol; cytoplasm. The record is from RefSeq and is a predicted model, not a curated record.